AUGGUCCGCCUUUUCACCCGAUUCUACGCCCUAUCCGCAGUCGCAGCAUGCACAAUUCUACCAACGGCCUGGUUCUUAACAUCCCGCCGCUUCCCCGACAUCAUUCCCCUAGCAUCCGGGCAAUUCGAAGCAGCCGCCACAUUCGAUCAGCGACUAGUUGUCUUUGGAGACGCAUGGAGCGACAAUGAAACAAAUGAGCCAGUGGGCAAAGUAUGGACAGACUGGCUCUGUUCAAUGUUCACCUGCCACCAAGAGAAUCUAGCCCAAACAGCCAACCCUCUCCUCCGAGGCAAAAACGUCGGCGCUGUAGUCGACAACUCAGAACUCGAACCUCUAGACCGCCUGUCUCAAAUCCGUCUCACAGACUUCAAGUCCCAGCUCGCAGCAUGGCUAGCAGCCGAGUCGCGCGCCACAACCGGACUCACCAGCGAAGACAUGCGCACGCGCCAAGAAGCUACUAUUUUUGUGGUUUCCUUUGGCGUGUGGGAUAUCUGGAGUUUGAUUAACAAGGACUACGACACAGCCAAGGAAUCAGUGGAACGACGUAUCGCGACGAUCAUCGCACAGCUUGAUAUUCUUGCUGGGCAUUGGGAUUCCGAGUCUGAGCUUAAGGUCAUCUUGACGCAGGCGGUUGAUGUGACUUUCUUACCCGGCUAUGAAUCUGCCGCUGGCUACAAGGAUACCGUGAAGAUGGUGGAGCUAUGGAAUAACAGGUUGCGCGAAGCAGCGAAGGCGUGGGAAGGUGGGCCUGUGUACCUGUUUGAUAUGAAUGGGUGGAUGGUCGAUCGGAUUCGGGAUUGGCAGCUCUACGCGGCCGGUAUUGAAGAGGAGAAUGGGCUUGGGAAGAACGAGCAAGGCUGGACGAAUGUCGUGGAGCCGUGUAUCGAAAGCGGGUUCCGGGUCAUGAUGUCAAAGGGAAAGAAGGAGUGUGAAGAACCUGAUCGGUACUUGUUCUGGUAA
This is a messenger RNA of Penicillium antarcticum, 960 nucleotides long. RefSeq lists its product as uncharacterized. NCBI's taxonomy places the organism in Eukaryota, Fungi, Ascomycota, Eurotiomycetes, Eurotiales, Aspergillaceae. The coding region runs from base 1 to 960 and encodes 319 amino acids. The record is from RefSeq and is a predicted model, not a curated record. The transcript is spliced from 2 exons.